Messenger RNA from Lontra canadensis (Northern American river otter), 1140 nucleotides. It is a transcript of the gene MSRB1, whose product is annotated as methionine sulfoxide reductase B1. Gene Ontology annotation, molecular function: peptide-methionine (R)-S-oxide reductase activity. NCBI's taxonomy places the organism in Eukaryota, Metazoa, Chordata, Mammalia, Carnivora, Mustelidae. The record is from RefSeq and is a predicted model, not a curated record. The transcript has 4 exons.
CCUGGCUAUCGCGGGCCAGUGGCUUCGGGUCCGUCCGGGUGCGGUCGCUGCGCUGUCCCGCUGGCGCCAUGUCGUUCUGCAGCUUCUCUGGGGGCGAGAUUUUCCAGAAUCACUUUGAACCGGGUGUCUAUGUGUGUGCCAAGUGUGGCUACGAGCUCUUCUCCAGCUGCUCGAAGUACGCACACUCAUCCCCAUGGCCCGCCUUCACGGAGACCAUUCACGCCGAUAGCGUGGCCAAGCGUCCAGAGCGCAACUCUCCUAACGCCCUAAAGGUGUGCUGUGGCAGGUGUGGGAACGGGCUAGGCCAUGAGUUCCUGAAUGAUGGCCCCAAGCCGGGGCAGUCCCGCUUCUGAAUAUUUAGCAGCUCGCUGAAGUUCAUCCCGAAAGGCAAAGGAACUUCUGGCCCUCAGGAACCGUAGGCACACAGCACAUACCCAUUCCGGCUGGACACUGCCCUGUGGUCACGCUCCGGCCAUCCCACCUUGGGAUUGGAACCCCAGACGUUCAGACAGGGGAGGGGGCUGGCUGAAGCCUCAGUAGGUCUUGGCCCUGUGCAGGUUGUCUUUGGGAAGAGCACUGGGCUGCCACGGUGGCCAUAGCCUGCUGCUGGGCUGGGCUGGAGGACCCCGCUGUGGGCUCGCCUUAGCCUCCUACUCAUACGGGAGUCUCAGAGAGGUGGGCUCUAAGCCUAGCUUGCCCUUGAAUGACGGCACACCCCACCUUCUCUUCUCCGCAGCCCAUUGCCCUCUCCCUGCCUGUCUGGACUCACCUCUGUGGGACCCAAUUCUGAGAUGGGCUCUGGCUCUCGCCAAAGCUCGCGUCCCUCUCCCCCAGGCCAUGCGGGGAGAUGGAAUGCAGAGGGAGGCGGCCCUUGCCAGCUGCCCCAGCUCCGGUCACUACAUGAUUCACUCUGGUUAAACCCGUCCAGGCAGCCAGAGUGGUGAUGACCCGUGACCUGCUGGGGAGUGGGCCCAGGGGACGGGCCUCUGGCCUCUCAGUUUUAAGAGGAGAAGUCCCCCACCCCGUUCUGCAUCCGGGUGGGUGCCCCUUGCCUCACUCCGCCUUAGGAAAGUGGCUGUUGCCCCAUUACCUUGAUUGUGCAAGGCUAGGGCUGGGAGCUCGGAGGCUGGGGCUCACGCC